This is a messenger RNA of Asparagus officinalis (garden asparagus), 2962 nucleotides long. RefSeq names its product aspartate--tRNA ligase, chloroplastic/mitochondrial. Gene Ontology annotation, biological process: aspartyl-tRNA aminoacylation. The transcript has 14 exons. Gene Ontology annotation, cellular component: cytoplasm. NCBI's taxonomy places the organism in Eukaryota, Viridiplantae, Streptophyta, Magnoliopsida, Asparagales, Asparagaceae. Gene Ontology annotation, molecular function: nucleic acid binding; aspartate-tRNA ligase activity; ATP binding. Bases 52 to 1983 code for a protein of 643 amino acids. The record is from RefSeq and is a predicted model, not a curated record.
UGGAAAAAAAAAAGGAAAAAGAAAAGAAAAGUAAACCAAAAAAAAAAAAAAAUGUCGUCGUCUUCAAUUCUUCGCGCCUCUCCUCUAAUCAUCACUCGUUUCUCCUCUCUCUCUCGAUUCCCUCGCAAGAUUCCGCCAAGAUUCCAUUAUAAAAGAAUCUCGUUCCUCUCCUCUUCUCAUCCCCCUUCGAUUCCUUCUCCAAUUUCUUGCUAUUCUUCUUCUUCUACCGCUCAAUUCGAAACCCUAACUCCCGAAACCACUCCCAAAUCCAAGUCCUCACUGCAAUGGAUCUCAAGAACGGCGAAUUGCGGCGAAUUAGGGCUCGGAGACGUCGGGAAGCGAGUCACGCUCUGCGGAUGGGUGGCGCUUCAUCGGAUUCACGGGGGAUUGACGUUUUUGAAUCUUAGGGAUCAGUCUGGGAUCGUUCAGGUUACGACGUUGCCUGAUGAGUAUCCGGAGGCUUAUGAGGUUGCAAAUAAGUUGAGGGUUGAGUAUGUGGUUGCGGUUGAGGGGACUGUUAGGGCUCGGCCGGGUGAGUCUGUGAAUAAGAAGAUGGUGACUGGGGAUAUAGAGGUUGCUGCGGAGCAUGUUGUAAUUUUAAAUUCUGUAAAUCGUGCAUUACCUUUUCAAAUUACGACUGCAGAUGAUGUGAAAGAUGUCAUAACAGAAGAGAUCCGUUUGAGAUAUCGGUUCCUUGAUUUACGACGGGCACGAAUGCAGUUCAAUCUGAGGUUGCGACACAGGGUGGUCAAGCUCAUCAGGCGAUAUUUAGAGGAUAUUCAUGACUUUGUAGACAUCGAGACCCCAAUAUUGUCUAAAUCAACACCCGAAGGUGCACGAGACUAUCUUGUACCAUCACGUGUUCAGCCAGGAUCAUUCUAUGCUUUACCUCAAAGCCCACAGUUGUUCAAGCAAAUGCUGAUGGUGUCUGGAUUUGAAAGAUAUUAUCAGAUAGCGAGGUGUUUUCGUGAUGAGGACCUUAGAGCUGACAGACAACCUGAGUUCACACAGCUAGAUAUGGAAUUGGCUUUUACACCAAUGGAAGAGAUGCUAAGACUGAAUGAGGAUCUGAUAAGACAUGUAUUUUGUGAGAUAGCUGGAAUCCAGCUCCCCAGUCCUUUCCCGAGGAUUACAUAUGCUGAAGCUAUGAGUAAAUAUGGUUCAGACAGGCCAGAUCUCCGCUUUGAUUUGGAACUGAAAGAUGUCAGUGAUAUUUUUAGAGGAUGUGGUUUCAAGAUUUUUGCAGAAUCCAUAGAAAGCGGUGGCAUUAUUAAAGCACUUUGUGUACCUUCAGGUUCCAAAAGAUUUUCAAACACGGCCCUGAAAAGGGGUGACAUAUAUACUGAAGCAAUAAAAUCUGGAGCAAAGGGUUUGCCUUUCCUGAAGGUCCUGGAUAAUGGUGACCUAGAAGGUAUUCCAUCACUGGUAUCCAGUCUCGGGUCUGAUGAGAGGGAGAGGUUGUUGAGCCUUUUCCAUGCAGAGGCUGGUGACCUUAUCUUGUUUGCAGUGGGUCACCAUUCUGCAGUCAACAAGACUCUUGACAGACUUCGAUUGUUUGCCGCUCAUCAGAUGGGAUUGAUCGACAAUACAUGUCAUUCAAUUUUGUGGGUAACGGACUUUCCAAUGUUUGAGUGGAAUGCUAUGGAACAGAGAUUUGAGGCUCUGCACCACCCUUUUACUGCACCAAAUCCGGAAGAUAUUGAUGAUAUUUCUUCAGCUCGUGCAUUAGCUUAUGACAUGGUCUACAAUGGAACUGAGAUUGGUGGUGGCAGUUUGAGAAUUUAUAAACGCGAAAUUCAGGAAAAGGUUCUAGAGAUAGUUGGUAUUUCUCCAAAGCAGGUAUCAAACCCCCAUAUGUGGCCCAACGCAUGGCCUUGGGUAUUCCACGAAAUUAAAUUCCUGUGUGCUCCCCAGGAGAGUCAAACUAGAGACCUUGGAGUACGACUCAUAGGUAGCUUACCAAUUCGGCUAGACCCUCUUUGAUUUAGUGCUUCUCCAGUUUUCCUGCAAUUUCGCCUAGUAAUUUUUUUUAAUCGUGCUUGUUUAUGCAAUUUAUUUUGUUUGGUCAUGUUUGUUUUACAAAUUACAUCUCUCAUAUCUUUCUCUCUCCCACGUUUCUGCCCUCUCCUUUUCUACUGAGACAUACCUUGAUCUCCAUACACAUGUGGCCUUUUUUUAAUUAUGCUGGAAAGUCCCUUUUUUUUUAAUCAUGCAUACUGUUGUCGACUCUCUUUUUUCAUGACUUCACCAUGUAGUGUGCAAGUUGGAGAAUGACUUUAGAAAAUCAUAAAUUGCUGUCAAAAACCCCAAAAUGAACAUGAAUUGUGUCAGUAGAAUAAAAUGCUGAGUAGGCUGCCAAGGUAGCCCUUAAUAGAACUGAGCGGAUAGGAGGGAUUCGUUUAACUGAUCUUAGAAAUUUUGGAUAAAAGCUUUGGUGUUUUUCAUAGAGUUGGAUAUUCCUUGCAAAUCAAAAGAUGAUAUGAGACACCAUGUACUCUUUGAUUGUUGGCCUGGGCUAGUUUCUUCAUAAGAACUGGUCCUGCUACUCCCUAGAAUUUGUCAGUCAUAUCUAAAAGCCUCCACUUGUAUGCACACAAACUUAGUUUGUUUAUGCAAAGUAGAUAGACACAUUCAAGAUCACUAAUUUGAUUAAAUGUCGUUUGGAUCACUAGCUGAGCUUUGCAUAUACUGAUUAAGAUAUUGUAUUCGGAUCACACCUUGAUGACGUGAUGUGCUAAUAGAUUGGAACAGAAGUGUAAAAUGGAAUUUGGAUUGUUUUGAGUAAUCUUCCCAUUAAGGCUUACUUAUUGCUAAAGCGUAAAGUAUGAUUAACAUUAACAGAUAGAAAAAUCCAAGAACUUGUUGUGUUCUAGGUUUGUGUACAUAUUUGCAUCGGUUAUAUGCCUACACCCACACUUAAGCAACGGUACGGAGCAUUGAGACUGUUCAGUUUCUUUGAUGA